This is a messenger RNA of Pseudovirgaria hyperparasitica, 2424 nucleotides long. RefSeq lists its product as uncharacterized. The coding region runs from base 315 to 2021 and encodes 568 amino acids. Lineage: Eukaryota; Fungi; Ascomycota; Dothideomycetes; Acrospermales; Acrospermaceae. The record is from RefSeq and is a predicted model, not a curated record. The transcript has 2 exons.
UACCACCGCCGCUGUCCUAGCUGACCGGAUCUUCCAGACUCUCCUGGUCUGUCUAUAUAUCUGCUGCCUGCUCGAGCGCCCGUCAUUGCGUGAAACAAACUACCAUCACCCCACCACACACACGCUCUCUCUCUCUCUCUCUGAGCCUCGUCUGUCUCACGCAGCGCCCUUCUCGCCUUCAUUGCUCGACCACCACUACUUGCGUUUCAACCGUAAGAGUUACGAGAUUACAUUUCUACUCUGGACAUACCACUGCCGGACUACGGAACAGGACUGAACACAUCACUUGAGCGAGCAUCAUCACCAUUUCCACCAUGUCGCAAUACGGCUACGAUGACCCUCGCGACGACCGUCGCUAUCGUGGACAUAGGACCAGAGAACGAGACCCUGACUACACACGCGAGGACACUUAUAUUGAGCGAGGCUCGGGAGCUCCGGUCCGCGACCUAGCCUACCGUCCCCGCGACGACGACAUUGAAGAUAUCCCCCGAAACUUUCCUCCUCCGGGCGAUCAAUACGGUCGUGGCUACCGCGACGCUCCUCGCUCCUCGCGAGGAGGCUAUGACGACGACUACUACUCUGAUCGUGGCUCGCGACGCGAGCCUCGACGCCGCUCCCACCGCGAUGAUGGCUACUACUCGGACCACGAUGACAGGCCCCGCCGUGAUCGUCGCAAGUCUAUUGGCGACCAACUCAAGGACUUUGCUGAGGGUGCAGGUCUCGGUGGCGUGCUCGGUGGUCUGGCUGGUGGCAAUCGCAGCCGCAGCCGCAGCCGUGGAGGACGUCGUGACCGUGAUCGUCGAAGCCGCUACAGCGACUCGUCUUCAGACAGAAGCCAUGGCGGACGUCGUAAGCGGUCUCAGUCUCGUGGAAAAUGGGAGCAAGCCGCCAAGGCUGCUGUCGUAGCUGGUGCUGUCGAAGCCUUUAGGUCUCGCAAGGCUCCUGGUCCGUGGACGGGCGAGAAGGGUCAGCGAAUCGCCACGGCAGCUCUUGGUGCUGCUGGCAUCGAUGGCUUCGUUGACAGAGACCCCGAUAAGAAGAGUAAGCGUCACAUUGCCGAGGCCGCACUUGGUGGGCUUGUUGCCAACCGUCUUGCAAAUGGCUCCCGCUCUCAAUCUCGCGGUGGAAGAGGCCGCUCCGAGUCUCGUUCUCGUUCUCGUUCUCGCUCCAGGUCCCGUUCCAUCUUUGGUCGUAGCCGAUCCCGCGGCCGCGACAGGUCCGAGGGCAGAAGUACCGUGCGCGACGUUGCUGGAGCUGGAGCCGUCCUUGCCGCCGGAAAGGCCAUCUACGACCGUGUCCGUUCCAAGUCCCGAUCCAGGAAAAACCGCGACAGGUCCCGGAGUGUGUCCAGUGAAGACAGCUAUGUGCCGUCCCGCGGCCGUCGGUAUGAUAAGCAACGCGAUGCAGCAAACAAUAAUAACGAACGCUCGAUGACAGGUCCAGCGGCCGGAGCCGGCGCAGUGGCUACUAGACAGGCCACCCGCGGCGACAACGGCGGCGGCGGCAGCUCGGACUCGGAAUCCACCACGGAUAUCGAGUCCAAACGCAAGAAGAUGCGAGGUAAGGAGCUGCUGACCGCCGGCUUUGCCAGUAUCGCAACCAUCCACGCCGCACACGGUGUCUACAACAGCAUGGUUGCCAGCGAAAAGCGCCGCAAGAUGGUGGCCGAGGGCGAGAUGACCGCCGAGGUUGCACGCAAGCAGAAGAGCAAGAACAUGCUGCAGGACGCGGCCGCCGUCGGCAUCGCCGCCCUCGGUAUCAAGGGAGCCUUUUCCGAGUGGAAGGAGAUGAACGAGCAUCGACACGAGUGCAAGGAGCUAGAGACGAAGCGCCGGAAGCGCAGAAAGGAAAAGGAGCGCAGAGACCGCGAGGCUCGGCACCAAGGCAUGAUGUAUCCCCAGUCCCAUCCCGCGUAUCCUCCUCCUCCAAUGGGCUACCCGCCGCCGCCGAUGGGCUAUCAAGACGGCAGUUCUGUGCCACCGCCGCCAAUCGUGAGUGGAGGCGGGAGCGCAAGAUAUUGAUUUGACUGCUUGAUUUGGUCACUGUUUUUUUCUUCUCUCUUUUUCUCUGACGGCCGGAGUUUAUUUUUUCUUUUCGGGUAAGGGUGGGAGAGGGACUGGCUUGGGAGACGUGGAAUGAUGGGCUGACGUGUACUACUCUCUGGAUGCAUUAAGAAGAUUAUCUGGUUCUUUUCGUUCUACUCCCGUGAGGCUGUCGCAUGUAAUGGGCCCACACACACACAUACAGACAUAAACGUACACAAACAAAGGCGAGCAUGUGGAUUACGCUUAAGCUCGAUGGAUGAUGGUAUGGCAAGGCAUGGCAUGGCAUGGCAUGGCAUGGCUAACGUCAAAGCAAGCAUGCGAGCGAGCAAGCAAGCAGAGAAAGGAAAGCAAAGCGUAGCCGGAGUUCUUCUUUUUUUUU